Geodia barretti is the source of this 421-nucleotide messenger RNA. NCBI's taxonomy places the organism in Eukaryota, Metazoa, Porifera, Demospongiae, Tetractinellida, Geodiidae. The record is from the annotation of a GenBank genome assembly.
GGAAGAGAAAAUGGCUGAGGGGUAUGAUCCCGACGCGUUCGACUCAACGGCAGUCGUAAACGCAGAGGAGUGGAACAGGAGCGGUCCCGACGGAGAAACCCUCACAAGAGCCGACAUCUUACCCGACGAGGUGUCCAGAUUGAGCAAGGAGCAGUUGGGGGAAGGCUUCCUCAAAUCGGCCGAGCACGGAGCCACAGAUGUCCUGCGAGAGCUUCACACUCUAUGUGGAGAUGACGUCGUACACACCGUGGACUCUGACCUCUACACACCUCUCCAUCGAGCCAGCUACAACGGUCACUUGGAGAGUGCAGAGUACUUAUUGUCACGGGGAGCUAGAGUCGACUCACUGACUGUGGAUGGGUGGACACCUCUCCACUGUGCAUGUCGCUGGAACAAAGUGGCAGUGGCGGAUCUCCUUAUU